Molecule: messenger RNA, 642 nt
Organism: Cryphonectria parasitica EP155
Lineage: Eukaryota; Fungi; Ascomycota; Sordariomycetes; Diaporthales; Cryphonectriaceae
Product: Homeodomain-like protein
Exons: 2
Coding region: 14-424 (136 amino acids)
Biological process (GO): regulation of DNA-templated transcription
Molecular function (GO): DNA binding
Source: RefSeq, a predicted model, not a curated record
GAUGUCACUCGCCAUGGCUUCAGACAACAAGCAGCGGAAGCGCAGGGGAAACCUUCCCAAGGAGACUACGGACAAGCUGAGGACAUGGUUUGUCGGUCAUCUCCACCACCCAUAUCCCACCGAGGAUGAGAAGCAGGAGUUGAUGCGACAAACUGGACUCCAGAUGAACCAAAUCUCAAACUGGUUUAUCAAUGCCCGCCGCAGGCAGCUGCCCACGAUGCUCAACAACGCCCGUGCCGAGUCAGAUGCCAUGACUUCGCGUACUACCGACGGCAAGCUGCUUACCUCCACCGAGCGCGGCGACUACGAUGACAGCAAACCUCGGCAGAGCCCAACGACAAGCGACGGGGGGGAUAGCCCAUUUGAUGACGACAUGGAGGCCCGCCGUCGCUCACAGCACCUGAAGCGAGGUGGCAGCUACUAAAGAAAGGGGGAAACUUCCGAAGAAGACCCUUCCUUGCGCACACUACUAAAAUAGCAACCAUGGAUCUGCGCUGAACGAAAAUAAGAAAAAGGAAAAGAAAAAAACUUCGAGCCCUUUUCUUUUUUUCAACUGAAAAAUACUUAUGUUUUUUCUUGAACUGUACAUACCUACCAUGUCACGAGGAAACGAGGAGAAACACAAGAACAAGAAACAAAAAA